AUGCAGCGCCAGACGAAGUACCAGCCAUUCCAGAACCUCUUCUACACCGCUCAACAGGCCAGAGAUCAUCGAAGACGAGAAACCUUGUUCGGGCGCAUGCCUUACCUGCAAGUUGACAACACCAUCGAAGACGUUGAAAAGAACCGUACGUUACACGUCGAAGAGAUCUUCAAUGCAAUGACGAGCGGAGAGGUUGCCAGAGACAACAACGGUUCGAUUGCCAUGAAGCGAUGGGUUGGCAAUGCUCACUACCCAGGGAACCUGGUAGAGGCAUACGCCCACAAGGUCUUCGACUGCCUACUUCAGCAAGCGAGGGAGGGUUUUCGGGGCUGGGAACACAACGAUUACGUUGCAGACGAACGCAAAGGUGACGAUAUAGACCGAGAAGUUGACUGCGCUGGCCGCUUAGCCAACAUCAUCCAGGCUCUGGAGCAAGAGAAGACAAUCUGCGAGGACGUCAUGAACUCUGCCUGCCAGAUUCGCAUGUUCGUCAACGCUCCGCGCGCGUACGCCAACCGCAAGCACCAGAACCGCGUCGGCAAUAGUAAGAGGGGCAAGGAGCCUCGCACUGAGUCCCGCGUCUGCCAGCUAUACAGCUUCACGAUUAGCGCCACUUCACAGACCGACAAUGUCGGCAUCUCGCCCUUCGUUCACACAACAUGCAGCCUCCGCGAACUCGGCACCCACGUCAUCGCCGCAGACAGCUUACUCUCCGCAGCCGUUCAUACCGCGCAUGGCGAGCGAGGCGUCCUUCGCCUCCCCAUUAGUAGCUCACGCAAGCUACUCGCCAACUAUUACAGCUGGCGACGUGAAGCCGCCGUCGACUCAUGA
Parastagonospora nodorum SN15 is the source of this 831-nucleotide messenger RNA. RefSeq lists its product as hypothetical. The record is from RefSeq and is a predicted model, not a curated record. NCBI's taxonomy places the organism in Eukaryota, Fungi, Ascomycota, Dothideomycetes, Pleosporales, Phaeosphaeriaceae. Bases 1 to 831 code for a protein of 276 amino acids. The transcript is spliced from 2 exons.